AUGGCCUCCCGUGUCCUUACCUUUGACGAGUCGGUGCCUUACUACCGUCUCUUCCCCUACCGCACUACGCCCCUCCCCCCGCCGCCGCUCUUCCUUGCACCAGGUGCUACCCAGGUAGACCCCCUCCCUCCUCAGGGUCCUGCCCCUUCACGUGUGUCCCAGGUGGACGCAGUCGAGCCUGUCGAGGUAGCUGUUGACUCUAGUGCUGCUAGAGGUGCUGAGCCUGCGGGUGCCAGGUCUGCGGGUGCCGGGUCUGGGGGUGCUGAGUCUGGGGGUGCUGAGACUGGAGGUACUGAGCCUGGGGGUGCUAAGCCUGGGGGUGCUGAGCCUGGGGGUGCGGAGCCUAGGGGUGCUGGGUCUGCUCGUGUGGCCGCCGGCGGUACUUCGUCAAGGCGGGAGCCGCUCUCUCCACAGGAGCUGCGCGUGUGGUUCACCCGCCGCUGGAGACAUGCUGCUGAGUCUGGGGGUACUGCUAGAGCUUCUGGGGGUGUUGGCGCUGGUGUUUCUACUGGUGCUGGUGCGUCUGGGGGUGCUGCUGAGGCAGCUGGUGCUGACGGUUCUACUGGAGUUGGUGCUGCUGGAGCUGGAGCUGCUGGGGGUGUUGGCGCUGGUGUUUCUACUGGUGCUGGUGUGUCUGGGGGUGCUGCUGAGGCAGCUGGUGCUGACGGUCCUACUGGAGUUGGUGCUGCUGGAGCUGGAGCUGCUACGGGUGUUGGCGCUGGCGGUGCUGCUGGCGCUGGUGCUUCUGAGGGUACUGAAGUUGGCACUGUUGGAGCUGGAGGUUCUGCUGCCGCUGGUGCUGCCGCUGGGGGUACUGGUGCCGUACUUGCUGGAGCUGGAGGCGCUGAGCGGCCGAGGCCGUACUUCGUUCCGCUCCUGGAGCUGUCGCAAUCACAAUUACCGCUCGCCUCCCCUCUACCUGCUCCUUCUCCCUACACUGGUCCUACUGGAGGUCUUGCUGAGCGUCGUGAGCCUGCGUCUCAUCCCGCGUCACCUGUUCGUGCUGCUCGCACUAGUGGUCGUACUGCACGUCCGCGUCCUCCUGCGGUCCCCGGCACACACCAGAUGGCACUGCGUCCUUCCACUGCUCCUCUGCGUGUCCCAUUGCCGUCUCCUCCAGAGUCCUCUCUUCCUUCUCUUGCUGACCCAGAGUCUGACUCCCUUCGUGCUGCUAGUCCUUCGGUCACGCGCCUUCUUGCUACUGUCGUCACUGACCCUUCCUUUGAGUCUGCUGCUACGUCUGCUCUCGUUGCUGAGCUUGUCGACUUUGCUGCUCGCUGUCGUCUAGACUACGCUGCCAAUCUUGUUGCUGAGUCUGAGUCUGUUUGUCCUCCGUCCGUCGGGGGUGAGUGUGCUCUUAGCACGGACGUCCUUGAGGACAGGCAGGAGGAGUUCCAGUGCUUUGCGGCUGCUUUGCCCCAUCUCGUGUCCACGCUGAUUGCCCCUGAGGGAGACCCGGAUGCACCAGACAUCCCGACUCCUCGAUCGUAUGCUGAGGCGAUCAAGGGUCCCUACUCCUCUCAGUGGCAGUCGGCCAUGGACGCAGAGAUGGCUUCGUGGAAGUCCACAGGCACCUACGUCGACGAGGUUCCCCCUCCUGGGGCGAACAUCGUCUGUGGGAUGUGGAUCUUCAAGGUGAAGCGGCCGCCGGGCUCUCCGUGUGUCUUCAAGGCGCGUUACAUGACCACUCUUUGGGUGCUGCUGCACAUAGCCGCUCAGCGCGACUACGAGCUUCACUCUCUUGACUUCAGCACUGCUUUCCUGCAGGGCAGCCUGCACGAGGAGAUCUGGCUGCGCCGCCCUCCUGGCUUCACUGGGUCGUUUCCUCCUGGCACCCAGUGGAGCCUCCGGCGGCCAGUCUACGGUCUCCGCCAGGCACCCCGUGAGUGGCACGACACACCGAGGACUACACUUGCGGCUCUUGGGUUUGCUCCUUCUACAGCCGACCCGUCGCUGUUUCUACGCUCCGACACCUCUUUGCCGCCGUUCUACAUCCUCGUGUACGUCGACGACCUGGUCUUUGCCACAGCUGACACUGCUGGACUCGCCCACGUGAAGUCCGAGCUGCAGAAGAGACACACGUGCACAGACCUGGGUGAACUGCGCAGCUACCUUGGCUUGCACAUCACCCGUGACAGAGCACAGCGCACCAUUACCCUGACUCAGUCACACAUGGUGCAGCAGGUCCUUCAGCGCUUCGGCUUCACGUACUCCUCGCCUCAGGCCACUCCUUUGUCUACUCGCCACUCGCUCUCAGCUCUGCCUUCGGAUGAGUCCGUAGAGUCGAGUGGCCCAUACCCAGAGCAUGUUGGCUGCCUCAUGUACCUGAUGACCUGCACACGACCUGACCUUGCAUACCCUCUUAGCAUCUUGGCACGCUAUGUUGCUCCUAGGAGACACCGACAAGAGCACAUGGCUGCAGCGAAGAGGGUGUUGCGCUACGUGUGCAGUACGUCGGGCAUGGGGCUAGUGCUUGGAGGGCGACGUCGAGUAGUCCUCACAGGUCACGCUGACGCUUCUUGGGCUGACGACCAGGCUACGCAGCGGUCGUCACAGGGUUACACCUUCAGCCCUAGCUCCGGCUCUGUUUGGUGGCGGUCUACCCGCUCGUCCUCUAUUCUCGGCUCCACCUUUGAGGCUGAGAUCUACGCAGGGGCCAUGGCUGCACAGGAGCUACGCUGGCUCACCUACCUGCUGACUGACCUAGGAGAGCCGCCUUGUUCUCCUCCAGUUCUUUACGUAGACAACAAGGUCAUGCUGGCCUUGUGUCGGGAGCACAGACUGGAGCACAAAACAAAGCACAUUGCUCUCCGCUACUUCCUGUCUCGUGAGCUGCAGCAGCGUUGUCAGCUCCGCCUCACCUACGUGGCCUCUGAGGCCAACACUGCUGAUAUCUUCACGAAGGCUCUUCCGCCUUGUGAUCAUGAGCGAUUCUGUACUAUGCUAGGUCUUGUGCCUACUUGGCCUCACUUUCUCACUUCUUGA
Messenger RNA from Closterium sp. NIES-65, 2985 nucleotides. The record is from the annotation of a GenBank genome assembly. Lineage: Eukaryota; Viridiplantae; Streptophyta; Zygnematophyceae; Desmidiales; Closteriaceae.